AUGGACAACCUCAAUAAUAGCAACACUCUGCGGAACUAUAAGAAAAGCGUGCAAGACUUAAAAAAAGUAAAAACUUCAGCAUUUAAUUUAUACCGACAAACAGGAAGUGCAAACUACCAAAAAGUGAGCCCUGCUAAUGGGGUAAACAAAAAGGAUGCAAAGUAUACAAUCUCACACGAUGAAAGUGAAAUUUUUUCAAAUAGUAAUAACUCUGAUUCGAAUUUAUUUUCUCAUAAUAGGCCCUUCUUAUGCGAUUCGAGAACGUACUACAGUAAGCACAGCAGCCACACGAACUACAGCAUCCAUGACAACCACUUCACACGAGUAGCACAUAUGGAAAAGCACAAAAUAAGCAAAGACAAACACGAGGGCAAUAUUUUCAGCGUAAAUAAAUCUCACCUAAAUGUGAAGAACAAAUUUGUAAGGAAUAACAGUGCAGUGAAGUAUGGAAUAAAUCUAAACAAAUCUCUCGACAAAAUUAGCAAAAUAAGAAUUAUGCAAAAGUUUAAAAGAAGCAUUCAAAGCCGCACGAUACAAAAGGAUGAACACAGAAUGGGCACCUUUGAACACGUUAACCUUUUCGACAAGCAUACUGCACGAGACAAUACUAAAGCCAGAAUUCAUAGUAACAACAACAUGAAUUUUAAAGAUUCUAAUCACAAUAGAUUAGACAGCGCAAGCACAUGCGAUAGGGAAGUACGAACAAAUAACAAAAACGUUAACCACUAUAAAAGAGACUCCUUCCAUGAUAACCCCAAAAAUUCAAUUAAAAAAUAUCUAAAUGAUGUAGCGAAACAAAAUAGAAAAGACAUUAAUUCGAAUUUUCCCCCAAGUAAUCAAAUUAAAGCCAAAGCAACUGUCAUUCCCAGUAGUAUUAUUACUCUGAGCACAAAACACAAGGCCAUAUUUAACAGUAAAACAAAAUUUCCAAAUUACUUCCACCGUAUGAAUCAUUCUGAAAAAUUAAAAAAUGUAAACACUCCUCAUUUGAAUAACAACUCCGAUUGUGACAAUGGUAACUAUUCCAACAUUAAAAUGGGAAACAACCUCCCUGACGGUAACGCUUCCCAAAAAAGUAACUUCCUCCAAAAAGGCGAUCUCACCUUUGGCGUGAAUAAACGUAUGCAACAGGUUGACAUUUCACAUUAUUUAAGUAACCAUAUACAAGGCGAAAGAAGCGUGAAACAAAAACAGAACAUAGGUGAGGAUUCAAAAAGGAAGGAUGAGCUAAUUCCUAAUAAAGGUUCCAACUGGAACGAUACAGUUAUCCAAUUCAUGAAUGAGUAUAUGGAGAAAAAGCAGUAUUGUCAAAAUUUACAAAAAUUUAAUGACGGGCUGAAGAAUAAUCCUGCCGGAAAGACAGACCCACUCAUUAGCAAUUUCAAGUUGAGACACCCAUUUGAUAUGAGAAGAAACAGCAAUGUGGUUAAAAAUAAUAAAUCCACACACAAUAAUUAUUUUAAAAAAACUGUAGACGACAGAAACAAGAAAUCAGACCUGUACGAAAAUUACGUAGACUUUGAAAAGGAAUUCAGAGAUAAAACGAAUGAACAAACUGCAGUUUUAUUUGCUCAAAAUAAUUAUGAUGAGAAACUUCAUCCACAUUAUACUUUUAUCAAAAAUAAUAUCAGUGCAAAGCGCACACUUAGCAACGUGGAUGAAAAAAAAGGUGUUGUGAAAAGUGAACCACUAGAAAAAGGUGGCAACGCUUGCAAGAAACAAGAACUUAAAGAAGUCAGUACACACAUAAUUAAUAUCCCCAUAAAUUUUAAAUUAAAAAAAAAAAAAAUUAUAAAUUAUAAAAAUAUUAUUCAAGAUACAUCUAGUAAGAAAGAGCAUAAUUACACAAACGCAUUGUUAACUGACCGUUAUAGAAAUUUCUUGAAUAUGGAAAAAGAACAAAAGCAACAGCAGCAACAACCACAACAGAAACAACAAAAUUCGAAUUUUAACGAUAAGGUAGAAAUUUUGAAUAAAGGCGAAUUUCUCAGUUCCUUUUUAAAAAAGGAUUUUCACGAUGAACAAUGUAUGCAUGUUGAAAAAUUAUUUAAUUCAGAUGUGGACGACACGGUGAGCAACCAAGGGCGGGAACAGGCUAAACAGGAAGGGGAGGAUAAGACGCACGGAAAAAGGGAUCAUGCUGAUCAUGAUGCAGAUAGUAAAAGCGCACAACUUAGCCAAGAUAUAUCUUACAUGGGGAAGGAAGGAGAAGAUAAUUGCACAUCCGAUUUGAGUACCCACAUAGGAGCUUGCGGCCAAGGGAUUCAUGUGCAAGAACAACUGCACGAACAACAGUGUGAACAAAUGGCAGGAUUAAAAGAGAAAAAUGGGGAUCGUGAAAAUAAAGCAGAAGAAUUAUCCCCAACAGCAACAGAAUUAACCCAAUAUUUUAGCAAAAAUGGAAAUAACAGCGAAAAUGACAAAAGGGGGAAUAUAGAAAAGGCUGAAUUUUCCGCUAGAAAUAUUCUGCAAACACAUUGUUUGGAUGAACAAAAUGGCCCUCGCGAGACAGAACAAGUGGCCGUUAAUCCAGCCGUUUUUGAGAAGGAAAAGAAGGAAGAAGAACUGGACGUACCUAUUAAUUGGGAAAAUUUUAACGACAUAUCUAGCAGCAACGUAGAUAAUGGGACCUCUUUGAAAAGUUCUGCAAGAAGGGACGAUCAGGAAUUACACUCACUAGGUAUAUCAGGCAGCAUGCAGAAUGAUGACACGUCUGAAUGUACAAUAAGCAAAUUUUUGAAAGAGGAAAAUAUGGAAGAAGAAGAUUCAUACGAAUAUGAACUGGGGGCAAGCGAACAAGAUGUCGAAAGGGACGUUGAAAGAGGAUACUAUUCUGCACAAAGCUAUCACACCAAUGGGGGGAACAAAUAUGCUGGCAUUGAAAGCGGUACCAUUGAUGAGGACAGAAAAAGGCGAAAUGUAGAUCUACAAGAGGAGGGACAAAUCACCACAAAGAACGAAGAAAAAGAGGAAAAAGAAGAAAAGAAAGAUGAAAGCGUGCAAAGGGAAUGCUUCAAAGACGUCUCUGAAGAUAAAGAUAUAACACCAGAACAUGAAGAAGCAAACAGCGAAAUGAGCAAAAAGGACCAAAAAAGGACCAUUAACGAUGCUAUUACGAAGGUUAAGACUGACAAAUCGAACUCCUUAACUAGCCACGGCGAUGUGGAACAUUUCAAUGACCCCACAGAGGAUGACCCCAAAGAAGAAGUAAGUUCUACCAAUUUUAAGCAGCAAAAUGGCAGAAACAGAAGUGCCUUUUUAAAUGGAAAAAUUGAAGCAGAGGAGGAAGAAUUAACGCUGGAAAGCAUUUCCGCCCUAUUCGAAACACAUUCUACAGGGGCAAAUGAAAAAAAGGAAAAUAAGGAACCAACACAAAAUGGUUACACCAUGCAGGAUGAAGAAAAACCAAAGAGUUACGAAACUGAGCAGGAGAAAUCUGCGAAUAGGAAUGAAAACAGAGAAGACGAUGUUUUGAUGUAUAAACAGGAAACCCAAAUGGAAUCAAAGCAUGAUGGCGAGGAACCAAAAGGAAUCAAAAUGGAAAAAGAAAAUAUGCACAUUGGGGACAACACCGAAGAGUGUAAACAGAAGAAGGAUUCAGAUGAAAGCGAAAAAGGUGAACAGGUUCAAAGAGGACAUAAUGCAUGCAUAAGUGAAACUUUGAAUGAAGCGAUUCUUUAUGCAAAUGAGACAAAUGGAGAACAGAAUGAAAAUAAGGGAAACAACGAAAUGGAUUGUGAAGAGUGCAAAGAAAGUAAUAGAGACCAAUCUGAAAUGGACAUCCCAAUCGGUUGUGUCACCCACGAAAAGGAUGACGAAAGCAGCAUCGCACAACGUGUAUGUAAAAAUGAUGACAUAAGAGAAAGUACAACUCCUAAAGGUAUGGACAAUCCGGAGGGGAAUAACCACGCAACAACAAAAAAUUAUGCUCCCGUUAAAGCUGAAUUCAAUGAAGAGAACAUAUAUUCCCCUAGUCAAAUGCUGAAUGAUGACAACGUUAAGAGGAAAAUUGAACAUAUAGAUUCGAACAGAGCAACAAGCAAUGAAACAAUAACAGGCUAUAAUCCUCUCUGCAUAGAAAUAAACAAGCAUGAGUUAUUUAAGCAAUUACACAUCAAAGAAAAACGAUUACAACACAUUAACUUCUUGUAUCGCUCAUUUGACUACGAUAAGGGAACAGUUAACAAGGAAAGAGGAAAUGGACCACAAAAUGGGUCAACAAAUGCUCCAACAAAUGGGCCAGAAAAUGAAGAAACGAACGAAAUUAGCGCGUGCAGCAGUCAGGACACUAAAAAGGACAGAACAAAAAGUUACGCGCAUAGAACGCACUUUGAUCAAAAGGUGAAGCAAAUUUUUAACCCAACACAAGACAAAAACGAAGCAGUUCACCAGAGCAGUAUUAACAUACAGAGCACAAGAAAUUCCACUCACGAGUCAUUAAAUGUAGAAAUAGAUAACCAAAUGGAAGGCAAUAAAUCUAGUGACUCUAGCGUGUUAGGCGAGAAUGAACAGGACGAUUCAACUCUCCAGAACGAACCAAUUCUCCCAACCACAGAAACUGAAAUGGUCAAGGAAAAAGAUAUUGAAAUGGAAGAUAAACAUUUUGCAGUGUCCAAUGAGAAGAACAAGGAGCACCAGAGUGACGACACUGAUGACGACCCUGAUGAAAACGCGGAAGAGAAAAACAUUUUGUACGAAGACAUUAAAAGAAACCUAUGGCUGCAAAAUACGAAUCUUUCUCAAAGUAUAGUACAAUACAUCCAAGUCGAGUCGGUGAAAUGCAUCACCUUGUUUUGCCAUCUAUACAAAAUAAAAUAUUUCCAAGGCAUGCACGAUAUGAUCAUAAGUCUGUUUUAUUUAAACCUUCAACCCUACGAAAUUCUCUGCGUCUUUGAAAAGAUACUAAAUUAUUAUGCCCCCUAUUUGUACCUACAAUAUAGUUGCAUGUAUAGCUCUGCACGAAUUAAUGCAAACACACAGGCGGACACGAUCAGCUUCGCCUUAUCAGACAUAACUAUGCAAAUAUGUAGCACUAAUGGGAAAUUAUUUCGACUUCUGUUUCAAUAUUUUUUCCCUUACGUUUGUUAUUACGUCGAUACGGCAGUUAGCGAUACGUGGCCAUCUUUAUUUUUUCUUAACCUUAGCUUCAGCAAAUUCGACAAUGUGUUCUGCUUGCUAUACAUAUGGAUGCGAUUAAUACAAAUGAAAAAUAAUACGAGGGAAGUUACUUGUGAUUUUAUUCUUUUCAUAUUAUCCUUCUGCAUGCACAAAAUGAGGAUGAUCAAAAGAGAAUUUUACGAAAAAAGAGGUCUAACUAGUAUGUUUACGAAUUACACAUGUGAACUGUCAGGGGAGGCCAAAAAAGGGGGUGAGAAGUGUACACAAGAAAAGACCGAAAAAUACACUCAUAAAAUAAUAGAACAAUUACACGGGGAUCAAAGCAAUCUCCAGAAGGCUGAAAAUAAGGGAGAAGACGAAAGGCAGGCAACAGAGGAGGAAAGCGGCAAACAGGAAGACAACCAAGCUGAUAAUAAAAGUCACCCUCAGAUAUGGACGAAUAAAAAAUAUACUCAUAAAGGGGAAGAAAAAGAAAUUAUUCGGAAAGUAAAAUUAUCCACGUACAGCUCAGAAAUGUUCUCCCUAUUUUUUGAAUUCAGUUCAUCUUUUGAUGACCAUUUUGGGGAUGAAUACAAAAUGCACAUUGAUUGUAUAAUAAAUGACAUCCCCCAAAUUAGGGAUAUUAUUCCUUCGAGUUUUUUACACUAUCUUACGAAAUAUAAUUCGGCAUACCAGAAGAAAAACAACAAGAACAGCAACAGCGUGAAAAACCUCUACGGGUACACGAAAAACCAGGAAUUAUCGAACAGCUUGACACCCCCCCUGGAUGACCAUUUGUGCCUACAUAUAAAACUGUCAGAUUUACUUUUUAUUCAUAACCAUGUAGAGGGAUACGAUUUUACUUUCCUACGAUUAGUAAAGUGCCAAAUAAUUUUGAGCAAGUUGAUAUUAAUUAAUCCUGGUAACUUGGUCAUAGAAAAUUUUGCGCGUUUUAAAAAUGUAGACGAAUUUGUAAAGCAUAAGAAAAAACUACAUAUACCCAGCAAGUGCAGUAAAACAAUGUACAUUGUGCUCCUAUAUUCCCCAGAAAAUAAUGCGAAAUUGGAAGAUUGCAAUAUCAGCUUGAACGAUAGGAAUAUGCAUAAACACAAGACAAAAACUGCAAGCAACGAAAAAAGUGGAUCCCAAAACGCACAUUCCAACAGAGUUUUUUUCAAAAGAAACAACCAAAAAAAAUACAUGUGCAGCGAACAUAAUUGUAAAUUCCCCCUAGAUAAUGAUUACCUGAAAAACCUCAUAACAACAUUGGUAAAAAACAAUUUCAAGCGUUUAACCAUACUGAAAGUACAUCCAAAGGUCGUCAAAAUAAAGAAUAAGAAAAAAAUAACAGAAAAGGAGACACCAGAUCUUAACGCACCCGUAAAAGAAAAUAACUUCUUCUUUCAAAUGUUCAACAUAGUGAAAAAAAAGAUAUACCAAAAUAUUAUGAAAGAUAUUGAACAGAAUGAAAACACCCCCCCACAAAACGAUCAACCUCAAAAUAACACUACAAAAUUCGCCUUAAGGGAAAACUAUUUUAAAAUGUUCAAUGACAGGAGGAUAAGAAAAAGAAUAAACUAUAGCAAAAGAAAACCAGUUUUGCAUUCAAAAAAGGUUAUGCAGAAAAACAAAGAUGAAACCCCCCCAAAAAAAUUAAAUAAUGACGUCCCAAAUGGUUCAUCAGGCAAGAUGCAAAAUAAGGUAGACAAAAACAAUCAGAUGUUCCUCUUCAAAUUUCGUAAACGUAAUGAAUCAAAGAGACUAGUACAUGGUUUUAAGACAAUUGGAAGGAGAACGAAUUUAACUUUCGGAUUAUUUCGUAAGCACUAUGUCGACCCCCUUACCAAUGGAUCAAAUGUGAGGAACAGCUCUGUGCAUAGAAGACGCCCAAAACAGAGACAGAAGAAAAGCAUUUUCCGCUUUUUAAAAACAGGAGAAGUAAAUUUAGAGAAAAACAAACCUCACAGCAAUAAAACAUCCUCGCACAACAGAACAGACGCGGAAGAUAAAAUUGGCACCAAAAUGCAUAUCUCCAAAAUGAAUUACAAGAAAAAGAAAAACUUUAUUUUUAUAAAUAGGGGACAAUUUGAUGAGACUAUUAGUGAAAGAGAAAGGAAAAAUGCUAGUAAAGAAAAAUAA
This is a messenger RNA of Plasmodium coatneyi, 7236 nucleotides long. RefSeq lists its product as uncharacterized. Bases 1 to 7236 code for a protein of 2411 amino acids. The record is from RefSeq and is a predicted model, not a curated record. Lineage: Eukaryota; Apicomplexa; Aconoidasida; Haemosporida; Plasmodiidae. The transcript has a single exon.